AUGGCGCACUUCGAAGAAGGCGGGAUCGUGUGGUCUAGGAGUACUAAGAAGGAAAAGUGGUGGCCGAGCAUCGCGUUUGCGAGCUGGGACGCUGCAAAAGAAGCAGGCUUCGUCCCUGAUGGGAUUGCGUGGCUGAUUGAGUGCGGACGCAAGGUUGAUGUCACCGACGACGAGGCGCAACCGAGACAGGGCGAAGUGUUGAACCUGUUUUAG
Ectocarpus siliculosus is the source of this 213-nucleotide messenger RNA. NCBI's taxonomy places the organism in Eukaryota, Phaeophyceae, Ectocarpales, Ectocarpaceae. The record is from the annotation of a GenBank genome assembly.